GUUUUCAAAAAAAGCAGCCAUGAACGUCACAGUGCCGUAGGCGACGCUUCACGUCUUAUAUAUAUAUAUAUUUUUUUUGGGGGGGGCGGGGAGGGGGACGAGAAAUAACGGGUUAGUGAGUUAGUGACUCCUCACAAAAGAGGUGCAUGAUGAGCCUGCUGUGCCGGAGCUGUCACAGCUAGUCUGAUGCCACACCAUGGCCAAACCUGGGAGCGACAGAGAUGGAGCCAUGGUGGAAAAGCAAGUGGGAAAGAAGUGCAAAGACAAGCUGUCCCCUUUCACCAAAACUCCAAAGUUGGACCGGAGUGAAUUGCUGGGAAAGGAAGGGAAAGUUAAGUCUUCCAUGAAGCGCAAGCUCUCCUUCACUAGCAGUCCGCCCGGCACGGAGGAGCGAGACUCGGACACCGAUGAGUCAGACCCAGGCCAGUCCAGUGAGACCUGGGGAGAGAGAUUAGUGGCCCCCUGCAGGACCUACACAGAUAAAGAUGGACCGGACAAGAAGAAGGUGAAAAAAGAGGCCGGGGGAAAGAAGUCCCAGGCCCCCAACCUUUUGUUUGGUUAUCCCCUGUCCGAGCGCAAGCAGAUGGCUCUCCUCAUGCAAAUGACGGCCAACAGCCCAGAUUCGACACCCAGCCACCCCUCCCAGACGACGCCCGUGCAGAAGAAGGUCCCCAGCAGCGCCUCGUCUCGGCAGAAAGACAAGGUGAACAAGAGGAACGAGCGCGGGGAGACUCCCCUUCACAUGGCGGCCAUACGCGGCGAUGCCAAGCAAGUCAAGGAGCUCAUUACCCUGGGCGCUGACGUCAAUGUGAAAGACUUUGCAGGCUGGACUCCACUUCAUGAAGCAUGCAAUUUGGGUUACUACGACGUGGCCAAGGUGUUGAUAGCAGCCGGUGCAGAGGUGAACACGCAGGGUCUGGACGACGACACGCCUCUCCAUGACGCUUCCAGCAGCGGCCACAAAGAUAUUGUGAAGCUGCUGCUGCGUCACGGCGGGAACGCCUUCCAGGCCAACAAGUGUGGGGAGCGUCCUGUGGAUGUGGCCGACUCACAGGAGUUGGAACAGUUGUUGAAAGGGGAGGUUGCACUUUCAGAUGACCAAGAGGACAGCUCUUCAGACUUUGAGGACCCGCCCUCUGUGAAUCCAUCCAGCGUGGACGUAGACAUGGACGACUCAGACACGGAGAAAGACUUGGAAGCGAAACCGGUCACAAGGUCGUCGUCCAUGCAAGGCCUGGAUGAGUACGAAUUCAAAGACGAGGAAGAAGAGGAGGAUCUGAGUAAAGCCUUAAACGAUCGACACAUUCUGCGGCGGGAACUGCGGCAGCGGGAGAAGGAAGACAAGGAUAAGAAUAACUUGGCUGGCAAGCAGAGCAGCAAGAAGGAUGUUUCCUCCAAAGCCAAAAAGCAGAAGCCACCUCGAGUGCACUGCAGCUCGGACACGUCCAGCGACGAAAGGGAGAGCCUCCCCGACAAAAGGGAAUCCCCCACCUGUUCCCAGAGCUCGGAGAGCGUCAAGACAGGAGUGAAGUCUAAAAAGGAGAAUGCUGAGCAAAAAGACAAGAGCAAAAUCAAGAGGAAGAACAAGAGCCAGAAUAAAAAUAAGGAAAACCAAGAGGAUGGGAAGGAGAACAGUAAAACGCUUCUCCUUUCGCUUUCUUCUGUGUCCGAGAGCACAGACAAGGGGCGCGAGGAAGAUUCCUUCAAAAUGUCCUUCAGCCCCAAAGACGACACGUCUGUGCACCUUUUCCACUUGUCCUCCAUGAAAUCUCCCAAACUGAACAACAGCCUGGCCGACAAACACACGCCACUCAAACAGGAAAACAGCUCGUGUCCGGUGGAUGCUGUCAAGUUCAACCACUACUCUGAAGCCGACUACUGCACCGAAGGCUCCAGCACUAAGGCCCAUAAGCACAAAGAGAAGAGCAAGCAUCACCAGAGAGACGGCGAGCGAGAUUCCAGCCCGUACAAAGAUGCCAACAACAUCGCACACGGCAUAGACGGCAGCGAAGGCGUCUUGCGGAAAAGUGACUUGGACGGCAAAGUGGUGAAGAAGCAUAAACUCAAACACAAGGAGAAAGACAAACACAGAAGAGAAUACGAGGCAGAGCGUAGCCGGCACAGACAGAAGGAAGCCAGGAGAGACGGCCACAGGAAUCUGGAGUUUGACCGAGAGUUCUGGAAAGAAAACUUCUUCAAAAGUGAUGAGACCGAUGAAGCGCUGCCAGUGAAAAGGGAAUCAGAGGAGCACUGUUCUUUCCAGAGGACCUCAGAGUUCGCCCCUUUAAAAGAGGAAAAAAACGCCAGGGAGAAACAUUCAAUCGGGAAGGAGAAGAGGCCACGAGACGAGCGAGACAAGGACAAGACUGUAAAAAAAGAGCGCAGGGAGGAGAGGCUGAAAGACUCCAAGCUUGGCGAGCGUGACGACAGAGCCGACUGCCACGGUUGUGGGAGGAUUCCGGACGAGCCGCCACAGAGCAACAGUGUGAAAGAAGAGACAGAGGAGAAGCCCGUAAGCACCCUCGCCGCUGAUCAGGAACAUCUGGAGUCCACAGAAAGGAACUCGCAUGAGAAAAUAGACAAGAGGCUGUUGGGAAAAGAGAGGGAGCCUGAAAAAAUGGAAAAAAGGCAUCCUGACAAGGAAAAAAAGCCCAAAGUUGAACACGUGGACAGAACGGAACCACAGAAUCAGUUAGAUCGUUGGAAGGAAAAAGAGAGGUCCGGAACCACUUCCUGUCACUCUCCCGGUGAUAAAAACUACAAGGAGAGCGACAAACUGAAGUCUUUAUCCACGGCAAAGAAGCAUGAAGACGGCAGGAAAUGUCGAGAUAAGCUGGACAAACGCUCAGAUCGGGAGAGACAGGAGAGAGAUUAUAGUGUCGCGGAUCACAGAGACAAGGAUCGCACAAGUUGUGAAAAGAAAGCGAAGCCUUUUGACAAAUCUGAUCGCACCAAGGAAAAGGACUGGAAGAGAAAAGAGAAACUAAAAGACGGGACUCCCCCCUACACUUCCAAUCUGAAGCUACUUUUGGAAGAGAAGAAGGGUUAUCCCUCUGAAAGCGGAAAGUCUUUAUCUACAAAAUCAAAGGAGGAAGUGGCAAAAACGCCGGAGAAGGAUCGGGACCGGAGAGAGCGGGACAGAGAUUCAGACAGACACAAGGACAGGCACAAGGACCGCUCUCAGCUGGCCAAGACCAGCAAGACCAAGUCCGGUGAGUCGGACGCAGAAAAGAUCAAAUCCAAGCCACCCUCUGGAACGCGAGACAGCAGGCCCAAAGAGAAACGCCUCGUCAACGACGACCUGAUGCAGACCAGCUUUGAGCGCAUGCUGAGCUUAAAAGACCAGGAGAUUGAGCAGUGGCACCGCAAACACCUGGAGAAGAUCAAACAGAAGGAAAGGGAGCGGCUCAAACAGCGACCCCUGGCCGACCCCGGAAAAUCCAGGCCAAAAGAUAGGUCAAAGUCGGAAGCAUGCAUUAGCAAGGAGCUCAUGCGUUCCAAAAGCUCUGAAGCCUCAGACGUCAACGUCCGAGACAAACCCCUGAAGGACGCCUCGAGCUUCAGGACCGUGUCCCUGGACGGAAAGAGCCUUCCCUCCAUAAGUGCCAAGGUGAUGUCUGCAGUGGAGAACUGUCUGAGCAGAUCUCCACGGCCUGAGGGCGAGCACUGUGGCCUCAUGUCUAGGUCAGUGUCCUUGGUUUCCGUGGCUAGCUCUGAGGAUUCCUGCCAGGCCACAAUGCUCACUCCCAAGCACAUGGAGUACGACUCCGACAUGAACCCGGAGGCGGCCGAUAUGCAGCCUGCGUUCCUGCAGUCGUCCCUCGUCAUUCAAGCCACCAGGUUGCCUUCUGCUCUGGAUAAAGACUGCAGCAGGCUUCCGGAUGUGCAGCAAAGCUUUAGGGUGACGCUUCCUGGUAGACACGAGUCUCCGUGCCUCAGGGCCAUCCUGGAUGAGGAUACAUCGGCUGAAACUCAGCCCAACCCAGCAGGUCUGUGCACAACGAAGACGUCAAGUGAAAGGGAGGAGACGUUUGUCAGUCAGCAAUGUUCAGCUGCGGACUCGGUUACUGAGUGUGGAGGCACUGCUGGCAGCUUCACACCCAACAGAGAUCCUCUAUGUAAAAGUGUCACUCUGUAUAGUAGUCCUAAACCAGACCCAAUCGAACACUGUGGUUCUCUUAUCCGGAGGGACGUCGCGUGUGUGGAAAAUUCACAGAUUGAUAGUACUGAGAGGGACUCUGAACCACCUUUAUUAUCUCUUUGUACGGAACCAUCAGAGCUCACAAACCCAAAUAGCCUCCAGCCGACGGACGCCAUCCCGUGCAUCCAGCAGGAGGACUCCGCUAAGCUUUGGGACCAGAAGGACAAACCGGUGACUGCUGAUGAAGCAGAACACCAAAGUGAGGAAAAUGCCUCAGAGAGCAUCAAGAUGGAGGAGAUAGGAAGCCCAGUCGCCUCCACCAGCACCAACAUUCCCAUCCCCACAGAAUCUUUUACAGGCUCCAACAAGCCCACAACUGAGUCUAAAUGUCCUGAAGAGGAUCUGGAUCUGAAUAAUGAUGACGGCAAGAAAGCCGAAGCUGAAAGUGACGCCGCCUGUAAUGAUCCGACGGAGACCUUGGACAUUGAGCCGUGUGCAACAAGCCAUGAGCACAAAGAUCAGGAGAUGUCUGAUGUCCAACAGAACCCUGAGAACCUUCAGAGUUCUUUGAUGGAGGAGCAGCAUGUUGCAGAGUGCCCCUCAGAGUCCCACUGUGAACCUAAUGAGGCGGAUCCCACUGACAGGAAACCAGAGUCCUCCGCUGAAGAGCCAAUGCAGCCCACAGGUCACGGAGACCUGAGUAGCAGCGCCUCAGGGAGCUCCUCCCCUCAGUCCGGAGACCAGGAGUCUGACUACUCCGGAGCCAAGAUCAAAAUCCGCUCUCUGGACGAGGACGUGGACGUGCACGUUCCGCACCCGCGCAAGAGGAAAAUGCCCAAGGUACCCUUCUCGCAAGCCAGUCCUACCGCCCAGCAUAAGGGGGGAGGUCAGCAGUCGCUCGCUGCCAUCGUGGCGUCCGUCAAGCUGGAGGAGAUCGAGCCCUACCAGACAGAGAGAGCCAAUCCCUAUUAUGAGUUUCUGCACAUUAGGAAGAAGAUUGAGGAGAAGCGCAAAGUCCUGUGCAGCGUCAUACCUCAGCCGCCGCAGUAUUACGACGAAUACGUCACGUUCAACGGCUCCUACCUGCUGGAUGGGAACCCACUCAGCAAGCUGUGUAUUCCAACAAUAACUCCGCCCCCCUCGUUACCGGAGCAACUGAAGGAGAUGUUCAAGCAGCAGGAGGUGGUCCGCAUGAAGCUGCGCCUGCAGCACAGCAUAGAGAGGGAAAAACUGAUUGUUUCAAACGAGCAGGAGGUCCUGCGAGUGCAUUACCGGGCGGCAAGGACGUUGGCCAAUCAGACGCUGCCCUUCAGUGCCUGCACGGUGCUGCUGGACGCCGAAGUGUACAACAUGCCUCAAGACGUUCAGAGCGAGGACGGUAAGACUUCUGUGCGAGAUCGAUUCAACGCCAGACAGUUCAUGUCCUGGUUGCAAGACGUCGAUGACAAGUUCGAUAAGCUCAAGACGUGCCUCCUCAUGAGGCAGCAGCACGAGGCGGCGGCCCUCAACGCCGUCCAGCGCCUGGAGUGGCAGCUCAAGCUGCAGGAACUGGACCCGGCCACCUACAAGUCCACCAGCAUCUUCGAGAUCCCGGAGUUCUACAUCCCGCUGGUGGAGGUAAACGACGACUUCGACCUCACCCCCAUAUGAGGAGCCGCCAGGCGCUCCAGCGCUUUCCAGGAAGCCGCCACGGCAAUGUGAAGCACUUCAAGAGCGGCGCCAGCACGGGAGCACUUAGGACCCGCCCCACGCCCGAGCUCGGUCCGGACACGGGCACACACGGGAUGGUUUGGCCCAGGCCAGCAGGGAGUCCAGGAGUCCAAAAGGCCGGGUCGGGCGGUGCAGCGGCAGGUAGGUGCCGUCCCGCCUCCGCCGUGGUGUGUGUUGUGUCCAGCAGGGUCACACCAGUGCAAGAUUUCAAUAGUUUUCCGGUGUGUUCUAUACGUGGUCUACAGACUGUGCUCUUCAUUUUUUAACUUAUUUUAUACAUACAAAUGUGGAUUUGUAUAUAGUCAUGUAAUUAUUGUUUCAAACUUGUACAAACGGGAAAAAAAAACAACUAGAUAUUUUGAUUGUAAACUCGUUCCGUCUCAUGUUUAAUGGACCAAAGUGUUUUGUUUUUUAUAUCGAGUGUUCCUCUUCGUUCGUGACGUCUUUGCUGUUACGCGGGUCUUCUUUCUCCUCCUCAUUACUGCUGUGCAUGCCUUGCAUCCUUUCUACCUUUUCCUACCAGGCGUGUUCUGCUCAAGUGUCGCCGCUCUUUUUGUUUUCUGUCCGUGUAAUCGCUCUCGCGUCCUCCUUUCAUCCUUUUGUGUGUCGCGCACAUCCGAGUCUGUCGUGGCUUCCCACGCGGGACAGAAGAGAAGUCAACUUUUACAGUUUCAAUGUCAGAUCACAACAAAACCUAUUUUUUCAACAUAAGGCCUUUUGAACGAUAGUUCUAAAAAAAAUGUCUAUUUUAAUAUUUACUUGUUACAUGACUUGUACAUAUUUGUAAUAUAUAAUUGAAUAAAUUUUAUUUGUUGUGAAUCUAAA
Molecule: messenger RNA, 6676 nt
Organism: Nerophis ophidion (straightnose pipefish)
Lineage: Eukaryota; Metazoa; Chordata; Actinopteri; Syngnathiformes; Syngnathidae
Gene: ankrd12
Product: ankyrin repeat domain 12
Exons: 13
Coding region: 197-5791 (1864 amino acids)
Cellular component (GO): nucleoplasm
Molecular function (GO): protein binding
Source: RefSeq, a predicted model, not a curated record